AUGCCUCGAACAGACAUUGAUGUUAUUAUUGUCGCGAUGGCUGGUGUAAAGUACAUCAAGAAGACCAAGGACGCUGAAGCCGACGCGCCUGUCAAGAAGGCUUCGACACGCGCAGCUGCCAACACAAAGGCAAAGGUCACCGCUAAGACCGAGGCCGAAGCCGAGACCAAGCCCGCCGCAACAGGAAGAGGACGUGGUAGACCAAAGGCCGCCGAUACAAAGGCAGCAAAGUCAGAAGACGAAGCACCCAAGAGGAAACCCGGCCGCCCAAAGAAGACUGAAGAAGCUCCGGCUGCAACAAAAGCAACACUGGCUACAAGAAAGCGCAAGGCCACUGCCACUCCCGAGCCGGCAGUCGCGAAGAAGGCCAAGGUUGCGCCCAAGGGUCCUGUGAUCAACGAGGCUCCCACUCAGCGCCUCGAUGUAUUUGUCUGCGGAGAGGGCUCAUCUGGCGAGCUGGGUCUUGGUACGUCCAAGAAGGCCAUCGAUGUCAAGCGCCCUCGCCUGAAUGCCAACCUGGCUGCCGACUCGGUCGGUGUUGUGCAAAUCGUCGCUGGAGGCAUGCACGCCAUGGCCUUGACCCACGACAACAAGAUCCUCACCUGGGGUGUCAACGACCAGGGCGCUCUUGGAAGAGACACAACAUGGGAAGGCGGCCUUCGUGAUGUUGAGGAUGAGGAAGACGAGGACUCGGACGAUGAAGAUGGCGACUCUGGCAUGAAUCCUAAGGAGAGCACGCCCACUGCCAUCUCAUCAGACAUGUUCCCAGAGGACACCGUUUUCGUACAAGUCGCCGCUGGUGACUCGACAUCAUUCGCUCUUACCGACGACGGCCAGGUUUGGGGUUGGGGUACUUUCAGAAGCAACGAAGGUAUUUUCGGCUUUACCACAGACGUCCUCGUACAGCGUACACCCAUGCUCAUCAAGGGUCUCAAGAAGGUCAAGCACAUCAGCUGUGGUGCCAACCACGUUCUUGCGCUCGAUGCAACCGGUGCUGUUUUUGCCUGGGGCUCGGGUCAACAAAACCAGCUCGGUCGUCGUGUCGUUGAGCGCACCAAGACUCAGGGUCUGGUACCCAGAGAGUUUGGUCUGCCCAAGAAGGCCAUCAAAUACAUUCAAUGCGGCGACUACCACAGUUUCGCAAUCGACAACAAGGAUCGCGUCUGGGCAUGGGGUCUCAACAACUUUGGCGAGACUGGUGUACCCGACAAUGCUGGUGAGGACGAUGCUGUCGUGCUCAAGCCCGAGGUCGUCGAGACACUUUCUGGCAGGCAGGUCAGCUGCAUCAAGGGAGGUGGUCACCACAGUAUUGCCGUUACCGGCGCUGGUGAGUGUCUCGUUUGGGGCCGUCUCGACGGUGGCCAAUGUGGUAUUGCUGCCGCAGACCUACCAGAAGACUCCCUUAUCAAGGACGAGCGUGGCAAUCCCCGUAUUCUCAAAAACCCCACCGUCGUCAGCGGUAUCCAGGGCACAGUCGCCUUCGCAACCGCCGCAUCAGAUCAAUCGUUCGCUAUCACCGAGGAAGGCCAUGCCUACUCAUGGGGCUUCUCCUCCAACUACCAGACUGGUCAAGGCACUGAUGAUGAUAUCAUGGUCGCUACCAAGAUUGACAACACUGCCACUCGUGGCAAGAUGCUCAACUACGCAUCCGGUGGUGGCCAGUUCAGUAUCCUGACUGCUCCUGCCCAGCCCGCAACCAAUGGCAGUGCUUAA
This is a messenger RNA of Aureobasidium subglaciale EXF-2481, 1713 nucleotides long. RefSeq lists its product as uncharacterized. The transcript has 3 exons. Gene Ontology annotation, cellular component: cytoplasm. NCBI's taxonomy places the organism in Eukaryota, Fungi, Ascomycota, Dothideomycetes, Dothideales, Saccotheciaceae. Gene Ontology annotation, molecular function: guanyl-nucleotide exchange factor activity. Bases 1 to 1713 code for a protein of 570 amino acids. The record is from RefSeq and is a predicted model, not a curated record.